CCGCACGCGCGCGCGAUCGGAUCGAUGGCGCUGGGGUUGUUGCUCGCGCUCGUGGGGUACAAGAAAAAGUCGCUCGACGAAAGCGGGGCGCUCGCGGCGAUCGGGGUGGGGUUCGGGAGUAUUUACGCGGAUGUUCGAUUCGGCGCCGCGCUCGCGGCGUUCUUCUUCGCGUCGAGCGCGGUGACGCGCGUGCGGUCGGACGUGAAGAAGCGGGUGGAUGAACACUUUAAAGUCGGUGGUGGGCGCGAUUGGGUGCAAGUGUUCGCGAAUGGGUUCGUGCCGACGGUCAUCGCGCUCGCGUUCGCGUCGGGCGGUUUCGGCGCCGAGGCGACGAGCGCUUUGGCGAGCGCGUACCUCGGAUAUUACGCGUGCUGCGGCGGCGAUACGUUUGCGAGUGAGCUCGGGGUUUUGUCAAAAUCCAAGCCCAGGUUGAUCAUCGACUGGCGGCGCGAGGUCGCCGCGGGAACGAACGGCGGCGUCACCGCGUUGGGCUGGGUCGCGAGCGCGAGCGGCGGCGCCGUCGUCGGCGCGGCGUUCCAUCUAGGUCAAUCAGCCCUUCGCGCGGUCGCGACCGACGGCGGCGCGCUCGUCGCGCCCUCUAACGCCGCGUCAGUGAUCGCAUUCGGUGCCGUCGCCGGCGUCUUCGGCUCGCUCGUGGACAGCGUUCUCGGCGCCACGAUUCAAUACUCGGGCUUUUGCGAAGAGCGUCAAAAAGUCGUCAGCAAACCCGGGCCCACGGUGACCCGCAUCAGUGGUUCAGAAUUCCUCAGCAAUAGCGCGGUGAAUUUGGUGUCCGGCGUGAUAACCGCCGUCGUCGCCGCG
This is a messenger RNA of Ostreococcus lucimarinus CCE9901, 822 nucleotides long. RefSeq lists its product with no specific name. The record is from RefSeq and is a predicted model, not a curated record. The annotation marks the transcript as partial. The transcript has a single exon. Gene Ontology annotation, cellular component: membrane. Lineage: Eukaryota; Viridiplantae; Chlorophyta; Mamiellophyceae; Mamiellales; Bathycoccaceae.